CCGCCCGCGCCCGCCGCCGAGCCGGGGCCUCCCUCAGUCGCCUUGGCUCCCAGAACACCUGCGCGGGCCCGGCUGCGCCUGCGCAGUGUGGCCGGUGGGCCGGUCGGGGAGUGCGGCGGCGGCGGCGGCGGCGCGAGGGUGCCGGUGGGCUGGGAGCCCGGGGUGAGCUGCUGGCCGUCCUCCCUCAGGAGGCAGAAGUGCGCUCCGGCUCGCCUUCUGCGCGACCCGGGACCUCUCGCGGCCCCUGGGCGAGCGGCGGUCGGCGACGCGAGGAGGGUUCCGGCGCGGGGUGGCCAUGGACUCGGCGGCGCUGGAGCGGGACGCGGUACAGUUCGCGCGGCUGGCGGUGCAGCGCGACCAGGAGGGCCGCUACGCGGAGGCCGUGUUUUACUACAAGGAAGCUGCACAAGCUUUAAUUUAUGCUGAGAUGGCAGGAUCAAGCCUGGAACAUAUUCAAGAAAAAAUAAACGAGUAUCUGGAAAGAGUGCAGGCCUUACAUUCAGCAGUUCAGUCAAAGAGUGCGGAUCCUUUGAAAUCAAAACAUCAGUUGGACUUAGAGCGUGCCCAUUUCCUCGUGACACAAGCUUUUGACGAAGAUGAAAAAGGGAAUGUUGAAGAUGCUAUAGAGCUGUAUACAGAAGCUGUAGAUCUCUGUCUGAAAACCUCUUAUGAAACUGCUGAUAAAACUCUGCAAAAUAAGCUGAAGCAGCUGGCUCGGCAGGCACUAGACAGAGCAGAAGCAUUGAGCGAGCCUUUAACGAAGCCGUCAUGCAAAAUCAAGGCAACAAAUACAAAGCCAAAGCCACCUCCAACGAGAGCACACUUUCCACUGGGAACUAAUCCCUUCCUUGAAAGACCUCAGCCGUUCAUAAGUCCUCAGUCAUGUGACGCACAGGGACAGAGAUACACAGCAGAAGAAAUAGAAGUUCUCAGGACAACAUCAAAAAUAAAUGGUAUUGAAUAUGUUCCUUUCAUGAGCAUUGAUCUGAGGGAACGUUUUGCUUAUCCAAUGCCUUUCUGUGAUAGAUGUGGCAAGUUACCGUUAUCACCUAAACAAAAAGCUACAUUUUCUAAAUGGGUACGACCAGAAGACCUCACCAACAAUCCUACGAUGAUUUAUACUGUGUCUAGUUUCAGCAUAAAGCAGACAAUAGUAUCAGAUUGUUCUUUCGUGGCAUCACUGGCUAUCAGUGCAGCUUAUGAGAGACGAUUUAAUAAGAAGUUGAUUACAAGCAUAAUUUACCCUCAGAAUAAGGAUGGUGAGCCAGAGUACAAUCCUUGUGGAAAGUAUAUGGUAAAACUCCACCUCAAUGGUGUCCCCAGAAAGGUGAUAAUUGAUGACCAGUUACCUGUUGAUCACAAAGGAGAAUUGCUCUGUUCCUAUUCUAACAACAAAAGUGAAUUAUGGGUUUCCCUCAUAGAAAAGGCAUACAUGAAGGUCAUGGGAGGAUAUGAUUUCCCAGGAUCCAAUUCAAACAUUGAUCUUCAUGCCCUGACUGGGUGGAUACCAGAAAGGAUCGCCAUGCAUUCAGACAGCCAGACUUUCAGCAAGGAUAAUUCUUUCCGAAUGCUUUACCAAAGAUUUCACAAAGGAGAUGUCCUCAUCACUGCGUCCACUGGAGUGAUGACCGAGGCUGAAGGCGAGAAGUGGGGCCUGGUCCCCACACACGCAUACGCUGUGCUGGACAUCAGAGAAUUCAAGGGGCUGCGAUUUAUCCAACUGAAAAAUCCUUGGAGUCAUUUACGUUGGAAAGGAAGAUAUAGUGAAAAUGAUGUAAAAAACUGGACCCCAGAAUUGCAAAAGUAUUUAAACUUUGAUCCUCGAACAGCUCAGAAAAUAGACAAUGGGAUAUUUUGGAUUUCGUGGGAUGAUCUCUGCCAGUAUUAUGAUGUAAUUUACUUGAGUUGGAAUCCAGGUCUUUUUAAAGAAUCAACAUGUAUUCACAGUACUUGGGACGCUAAGCAAGGACCCGUGAAGGACGCCUACAGCCUGGCCAACAACCCCCAGUACAAGUUGGAGGUGCAGUGUCCACAGGGGGGCGCCGCGGUCUGGGUUUUGCUUAGCAGGCACAUAACGGACAAGGAUGAUUUUGCUAACAAUCGAGAAUUUAUCACAAUGGUUGUAUACAAGACUGAUGGGAAAAAAGUUUAUUACCCAGCUGACCCACCUCCAUACAUUGAUGGGAUUCGGAUUAACAGCCCUCACUACCUGACUAAGAUAAAGCUGACCACUCCGGGGACCCACACCUUUACGCUAGUGGUUUCCCAGUAUGAAAAGCAGAACACCAUCCAUUACACAGUGCGGGUAUACUCAGCAUGCAGCUUUACUUUUUCAAAGAUUCCUUCCCCGUACACUGUAUCAAAACAGAUUAAUGGAAAGUGGAGUGGUCAGAGUGCCGGAGGAUGUGGAAAUUUCCAAGAGACUCACAAAAAUAACCCCAUUUACCAAUUCCAUAUAGAAAAGACGGGGCCGCUACUGAUCGAGCUAAGAGGACCAAGGCAGUACAGUGUUGGAUUUGAAGUUGUAACAGUUUCUGUGGUGGGAGACCCUGGUCCCCAUGGGUUCCAGAGGAAGUCCAGUGGUGACUACAGGUGUGGGUUUUGCUACCUGGAAAUGGAAAACAUACCUGCUGGGAUCUACAAUAUCAUUCCCAGUACUUUCCUGCCCAAACAAGAAGGACCCUUUUUCUUGGACUUUAAUAGUAUUAUCCCCAUCAAGACGACACAGCUGCAGUGACAGAAACCGCAGCGAUCGCUGGGUCGUACGCUCACCAGACAUCAGAUCUCGAGGACACUGUAACGCAGCAGUCAGAACAGAGCGGAAUCUUCAAAACGCUCCUGGGGAAUCUGGCGCUGAAGUCAGGCUGUGUGGUGAGAACUGUAUGUAGUCAGAAUUACCCUCUGUCGCUCAGAAGUACUGUUUACUGGUUGUGUGUGUACAGAGUGGGCUUGCACUUAGGGGCCAUGUUAUAUGAAAGCGUGUAGACGACCGUAAAGGUUAGACGCAGUCAAGCACUGAGAUGGACGCCCGUACCAAGACCGCAGGAGGGAAGUGCAGACUCACGGAGCAGAACGGCGGCGGGGAUGCUUCUCUGGAGAACUUACUUACGCUGUGUUUGUCUUUUGGCAGCACAUGUUGUAAGGUGAACCUGCUUGUGUUGUUAACUCUCCUGUGUGUCCUGGGCAACAAAUGACCAAAUGAAUUGUGUUACCAUGAGAUUUUAGUUCUGUGUUAUUUAUGACUUUAAGUGUUUACUGUUGCCCAGAGGUCAUGAAAGGAUAGAGUUUAAGAAACACAGUUGACUUUAUAGCGUGGAGAUGCUCAUGCUUAAGAGUGACGGUUGCUGAGGCUGGACACCCGUCUCCCAUUGACUCACUGAAGAGGACUGAGGUAUAGUCAUCAGUGCCGUUUUAUCAGGUUGAGGAAAGCAGUAGUCUGAGACACUGAAGAUAUCACAAUUUAGUUUGUAUAGCCUUCCUUUAAAUUGCUCCAUAUAGUUCAGUGUUCUUACGGUAAGAGCACUCUAAAAAAACAUGAUUAAGAAUUUAAUACAUGGUGAUUGGGUCGCAAGAUACUGUUAUGUGUAAAUUCCCCAUUGUUUACAUAAAAAUCCAUUAGAGUAGAAUGAUGCUCAGUCAAGAUUUUAAAGAUCUAAAAAUAGUGGCAUUUUUCAUCUCUAUUAAAACUUUUGUAUUUCUAUUACCUUUAAUCGAAAUAAAAUGUUUAUACUUAUGGAAA
This is a messenger RNA of Capra hircus (goat), 3739 nucleotides long. RefSeq names its product calpain 7 (gene CAPN7). The record is from RefSeq and is a predicted model, not a curated record. Gene Ontology annotation, biological process: proteolysis. Gene Ontology annotation, molecular function: calcium-dependent cysteine-type endopeptidase activity. NCBI's taxonomy places the organism in Eukaryota, Metazoa, Chordata, Mammalia, Artiodactyla, Bovidae. The transcript has 21 exons. The coding region runs from base 296 to 2737 and encodes 813 amino acids.